GAGUGUCCUGCUACGAUGAGUGUCUCUCAGAAGAGAGAGGAGGCUGUGGGUCACAGUGAGACCCUCAGACCAGAGUCUGCACUGCCCAGCCCAACUGGGAAGAACAAGGACCCUGUUGCUAAGGACAAGGGAACAGAUGAUUUCUCAACAAAACAUGAUGCAGGAGCCCAGACCCCCAGAGCUCCAUCUCCAGUGCCCAGCUGUGUAUCUAUGAAGAGUGACAGGUCCAUGCCUGAAAAACCUGACUUCAGAAAUGAUCCGAUGUUGCCACAUCCACAAGCCCAGACCCCCAGAGCUCCAUCUCCAGUGUCUCUGAGGAGUGACAGGUCCAUGCCUGAAAAACCUGACUUCAGAAACGAUCAGAUGUUGCCACAUCCACACGCCCAGAACAUACGUGCUCCAUCUCCAGUGCCCAGCUGUGUGUCUCUGAUGAGUGACAGGUCCAUGCCUGAAAAACCUGACUUCAGCAAUGCACAACUGACCCAGUAUGAAUCCAGCUGUGAACAGGUACUGAGGGACCCAGCCAUCACCAGCUGUAGGCAAAAGAACAAACAAGAUGCAGAGAACCUGAUGAGAGUUAAAGAGACCCAUAAAGCCAGUCUGAAGAGGAGGUUUCAGAACAUAUUUGAAGGCAUCGCCAAACCAGGAGCUGAGACACUCCUCAAUGAGAGCUACACAGAGCUCUACAUCACAAAGGGAGAGAGUGAAGGGGUGAAUAAGGAGCAUGAGGUUUGGCAGGUAGAGUCAGCAUCCAGAGCACACAACACAGAGGACACACCAAUCAACUGCAAUGACAUAUUCAAACCCUUACCUGGACAGGAGAGACACAUUAGGACUGUGAUGACCAAAGGUGUGGCUGGCAUCGGAAAAACAGUCUCAGUGCAGAAGUUCAUUCUUGACUGGACAGAUGGACUAGCCAAUCACAAUGUGGACUUCAUGUUUCCCCUUCCAUUCCGUGGAUUGAAUUUGAUCAAGAGGGAUCAGUAUAGUCUUCACAAUCUCCUGCUGGGAUUCCAUCCUGAGUUGAGAGAACUGAGGGAUGGUGAAGAAUACAAAGACCAUCAGAUUCUCUUCAUUUUUGAUGGCCUGGAUGAAAGUCGUUUGAAUCUGAAUUUUGAGCAAGACGUGACGCGCUUUGAUGUGCAACAGACAUCAUCGAUAGAUGUUUUGAUAUCGAACCUCAUCCAGGGAGCUCUGCUUCCAUCUGCACUCAUCUGGAUAACCACAAGACCAGCAGCAGCCAAUCAAAUUCCUCCUCAAUACAUCAACCAGUUGACAGAAGUGCGAGGGUUCAAUGACCCACAGAAGAUUGAGUACUUCAGGAAGAGAAUCAGUGAUGACAGUCUGGCCAAGAGAAUCGUCUCCCACAUUAAAGCAUCAAGGAGUCUCUACAUCAUGUGUCACAUCCCAGUCUUCUGUUGGAUUACAGCCACUGUGCUCCAGCAGAUGCUCAAAGAAAAAAACCUCAAGAAAAUCCCCAAAACUCUGACAGAGAUGUUCAUACACUUCCUGCUCAUCCAGACAGUGACGAGAGAUGAAAAGUAUCAGACUGAAGAGAAAUCACAGCAAGACGAUCUUCUGGAAUCCCAGAAAGAAUUAAUUGUCAAACUGGCAGAACUGGCCUUCAAGAAUUUGGAGAGUGGCAAUCUGAUGUUUUAUGACAAAGAUCUGCGAGAAUGCAACAUUGAUGUGAAUGACGCCUCUGUGUACUCUGGCCUAUGCACAGAAAUCUUCAAACAAGAGUCUGUGUUUCAACAGAAGGUCUAUUGCUUUGUGCAUCUGAGCAUCCAGGAGUUUCUGGCAGCCUUCUAUGCCUUUCACUCAUUUGUCACUGGGGACUUUACUGCAUUGAAGUCUAUUCUCAGGGACAAACAUGUUUCAAAGCCACCAUCCUGUGUUUCAUGUCUUUCAUCAGCACCAGGAUACCCUCUCCAGGAAUUGCUGAAGAGUGCAGUGGAUGAGUCUUUGAAGAGCCAGAAUGGACACCUGGAUCUUUUCCUUCGCUUCCUCUGUGGCAUCUCUCUGGAGAGAAAUCAAGGACUUUUAAAAGGGUUUCUGACCCAGACACAGAGCAGCUCAAAAAGCAUUAAAGAGACAUGUCAAUACAUCAAGAAGAUGAACACAGACAAUCUUUCUCCUGAAAGAUGUAUCAAUCUCUUCCACUGCAUGUUUGAAAUGGACGAUCAAUCCAUGCACAACCAAAUUCAGAAAUACAUGUCAUCCCAAAAGAGGUCCACACAUAAGUUGUCUCCUGCCCACUGUUCAGCCCUGGCUCACAUGCUUAUGAUGUCUGAGGAGGUGCUGGAUGAGUUUGUCCUGAUGAGCUACAACACAUCAGAUGAGGGACGCAGGAGACUGCUCCCAGCAUUUAAGUGCUUCCGGAAAGCAAGACUUGCUGGCUGUAACUUCACUGACAAUCUCUGUGAGAUUGUGCAUCCAGUUCUGCAGUCACCAAACUCCCUGACAGAGCUGGACCUGAGUGACAACAACUUGGGGGAUUCUGGGGUUCAACUUCUCGCUAAAGGAUUGUCUAGUCCCCACUGCAGACUGCAGUCAUUGAGGCUCUCUUUGUGUCUCAUCUCAGAGAAGGGUUGCACAUUUCUAGCUGCAGCUCUGACUUCAAACCCUUCCCACCUGAAAGAACUGGACCUGAGCUACAACCAUCCUGGAGAAUCAGGACUGAAGCUUUUAACAGCAAAAGUGAAGGAUCCUCAAUACAAUCUGCAGAUACUUAAUACCCACCACUGUGCAGGAAUCAGACUGAAAGCAGAUGCAAGGAAAUAUGCCUGUGAUGUCACUCUGGACCCAAACACAGCACACAGCUGGCUGUCUCUCUCUGAGGGGAACAGAAAGGUGACAAGUGAGGGCAAGCAGCAGCCGUAUCCUGACCACCCAGACAGAUUUGACUGCUGGGAGCAGGUGUUGUGUAGAGAGGGCCUGUCUGGACACUGCUACUGGGAGGUUGAGUGGAGUAAUGGGGCUGAUAUAGCUGUGGCCUAUAAAAGCACCAAGAGGAAAGGGGAGGGUCGUGAUGUCAUAAUGGGACAGAAUGCAAAGUCUUGGAAACUCUCCUGCUCUAAUGAUGGCAGUUACUCUGUCUGGUGCAAUAAUAAACAAACUACCAUACCCGCCCACUCCGGAAAAGUACCUGUCCCAUUCAUCACCUCUGGAAGAGUAGGAGUCUACCUAGACUGGCCAGCCGGCACUCUGUCCUUCUACAGCGUCUCCUCUGACACACUCACCCACCUGCACACGUUCCACUCCACAUUCACAGAGCCCCUCUAUCCUGGGUUUGGGGUUUAUCUUGGGUCCUCAGUGUCCCUGUGCCAGAUCACAUGACCUCCUCAUGCCGCACGUCUUCCUCCCCUUUCAUGCCACACACACACACACACACACACACACACACACACACACACACACACACACACACACACACACACACACACACACACACACACACACACACAC
Engraulis encrasicolus (European anchovy) is the source of this 3468-nucleotide messenger RNA. Its product is annotated as NACHT, LRR and PYD domains-containing protein 3-like. The record is from RefSeq and is a predicted model, not a curated record. Gene Ontology annotation, molecular function: protein binding. The coding region runs from base 16 to 3339 and encodes 1107 amino acids. Gene Ontology annotation, biological process: intracellular signal transduction. The transcript has 10 exons. NCBI's taxonomy places the organism in Eukaryota, Metazoa, Chordata, Actinopteri, Clupeiformes, Engraulidae.